AUGUCCUCCUGGGCAGCACGGAACCCAACACGAGCGAUUAUCCGCCCUCGGACACCACCACCUCGACUAACAGAUGCCCAGAAGGCGUCUCGAAAGAUCAAGCGGGACCAGAGGCUAGAGAGAACGAAGCACUUACACGACGCAGUUGCUGAAUACUUAGAUGCACAGAAAACGAAGAUCGAAGCGCUCUCGCGGGCUCAUCAUGUUACUCCCAAGCACAUCAACGAUAUCAUCGGCAGUCAGACUCAUUAUCGAACCUCGCGCAAGAGUCAAUUAAUCAAUGCACUUGUUCACGCCAAGGCGAAAGAGAUGAACGCAGGCGCUCGGUACUCGUUGGCGGAACUCCGCCAGAUGGUUGCGUCCGACCCUGAAACAAAAGCCCUUACCAGGGAAGAAAAGGAACGCUACAUCGCAGCUCUCGAGGAGCAUCGUGAAAAAAAGGUCAUUAGUGUUCGGGCGAACAAUCUGGCGGCUGCACGAGAUGUUGUAGCCACAACGGAUAGGAUCGUCAAAGAGCUGGAUGAUCUGCGAGUUCGGACUGGUGUCUAUGGCACACUAUUUGUUGUCCGCGGUCACAUUAACGAUAGCAUUCAAAGCGCUAUGCACGGCACGGAUAACUCUGAAGACUUUUGGGAGGAUGUGUACGAGCAUCCUAUGGCUGACUUUCUUAGGCAAUACGAACAAUGGGCAUGCACCCAGAAUCAAAGUAAGUCCUUCGUCUCUUCACAUAGUUUGUGUACUUAUGCAUCGUCCGUUGCUGUGACCGGCAAAAAAGAUAUUGUGAUGAACUACCACAACUAUGAAACAUCCGUCAUCGAAACGUAUGGGGUGCGCCUUGUGGGCUGGCCCAACGGUGUCAAGUUCACUAGCCCUUCGAACAUCGGGACCGUCGGCGACAUUCGCAAGCUCCGGGAUGCCCUCAAGGCACGUACGUGCUACUGGACAGUUCUAUCACCGGCAGAGCUCAAAGCUCACGCGUCUGAACUCGACACGCGACGUUCAGCCGGGGAAGUCGUUCGGAAGCCACGAAAAAAGCGUUCGGAUGCUGGCGUACCUCGCAAGCGUAAAGACGGGUCCAGCGCAGGACGGGUAAACAAGGAGAAUAUCAGGCCUUCGAAGAGAGCAAAGAAGAACUCUACCCAGCUGCAGGAAGGUCCCAAAAGCGCUGAGUUUGUAGAGUCUUCUGACGAAGAGGAGGAGGGGCAUGAGUAG
This is a messenger RNA of Suillus clintonianus, 1212 nucleotides long. RefSeq lists its product as uncharacterized. The record is from RefSeq and is a predicted model, not a curated record. NCBI's taxonomy places the organism in Eukaryota, Fungi, Basidiomycota, Agaricomycetes, Boletales, Suillaceae. The transcript has 4 exons. The coding region runs from base 1 to 1212 and encodes 403 amino acids.